Molecule: messenger RNA, 437 nt
Organism: Anolis sagrei ordinatus
Lineage: Eukaryota; Metazoa; Chordata; Lepidosauria; Squamata; Anolidae
Gene: CATSPERH
Product: transmembrane protein 262
Source: RefSeq, a predicted model, not a curated record
AUGAUACACUGGAAGGACCCGUUCAUCACCUUCACCUUCCCCAACAAGGUGAUCUUCACCAUUGGCUCCCUGGUGCUCUUCUCCAUCCACGCCGGCAUCAUCAUCGGGGACCUCUACCACUUCCUCAUCUCCCAGAGGGGGGACCUCAUGAGCUUCCGCUUCACCCUCGUCCUCCUGUUCUCCCACGUGACCAGCUUCUACUGGGCCUUGCUGGCCACCAUCUACACCUUACAAGCGGAAGACAGCGUCCUCAUGUUCUUUGCUUUGACCUCAAUUGCCUUGAACUUUGGCCUCUUUCUGACCCGAUUCUGCAUGGACUACUUGACCAUUGACUACCGAGAGGAGCAAUACUAAGAAAGAACGAGAAAUGGAAGCCGAUGGGUCCGAUUCGCCGAGAGGAGAUUUUUAAUAGAAUGUCAACAAACAAGGCGAUGUCC